Molecule: messenger RNA, 995 nt
Organism: Frieseomelitta varia
Lineage: Eukaryota; Metazoa; Arthropoda; Insecta; Hymenoptera; Apidae
Gene: Sf3a2
Product: splicing factor 3A subunit 2
Exons: 2
Coding region: 130-954 (274 amino acids)
Biological process (GO): spliceosomal complex assembly
Cellular component (GO): U2-type prespliceosome; U2 snRNP; nucleus
Molecular function (GO): zinc ion binding; nucleic acid binding
Source: RefSeq, a predicted model, not a curated record
GGUAGUUCAUGUAUAACCUAUACAUUAAACAAUUUAAAUCGAGGUUAACUUACAUCAAACCUGUACUUUGUUCUGUUUAUAAAGAAAACUUAUAAAGAAUAAGUGAAAAGACGUAUAUAGAAGACAAAAAUGGAUUUCCAAAAUCGACCUGGAGGCAAAACUGGUGGCGGAGGUGUUGCAUCAUGGUCAGAAAGUAAUCGAGAUAGAAGAGAACGUUUACGACAACUUGCAUUGGAAACUAUUGACCUCAACAAGGACCCGUAUUUUAUGAAAAAUCAUUUAGGGUCUUAUGAAUGUAAACUGUGUUUGACUCUUCAUAAUAAUGAGGGCAGUUAUCUGGCUCACACGCAGGGUAAAAAGCAUCAAGCUAACCUAGCCAGAAGAGCUGCUAAAGAAGCAAAAGAAGCCCCUCAGACACUUGCGCCUGAGAAACCUCGAGUAGAACCAAAAAAAUUUGUAAAAAUUGGUAGGCCAGGUUAUAGAGUAACUAAACAACGAGAUCCAGAAUCAGGACAGCAAAGUUUAUUGUUCCAAGUUGACUAUCCAGAGGUAGCAGAUAAUGUUAUUCCAAGGCAUAGAUUUAUGUCUGCGUAUGAACAAAGAGUUGAACCACCAGAUCGUAAAUGGCAAUAUCUAUUGUUUGCCGCUGAACCUUAUGAAACUAUAGCUUUCAAGGUACCUAGUAGAGAAGUUGAAAAAGCAGAGGGCAAGUUUUGGACACAUUGGAAUAAGGAUACAAAACAAUUCUUUUUGCAAUUUGCAUUUAAGAACGAAAAGCCUUCAGUUGGCAAAGUACCACCACCUCCUGUUCCUUUAAUACGACCUGGUUUAGGACCACCUAUGGUACCAGUUCCACCACCACCGAGACCACCUAUAUUUAAUCCAGUACCACCACCACCAGCACUUUUAGCUACAGGCAUGCAAAUACCUCCACCACCUCCACAUAUAGCAUAAUUUUCUUAUUUAAAUGCAACAAAACUAAAAAAAGAUACAAA